AUGUCGUGGGACCUGCUCAAGCGAUUCCUUGAGUCCGACGUCUUCAACUCGAACCCCUUUCUCUCCGUCUCCUAUCUAUCUCGUUACGCCGACCAUGUGGGCAUCCACUACGUUCUCUGCAAUAAGCUGCGACAAUUCCCCUACGAGGACAUUGAGUUCUUCCUGCCGCAGCUAUGCCACCUUAUAAUUAGCGUCGACAAUGAGUCCAUGGCCCUGGAGGAAUUCCUCCUCGACCUGUGCGAGGAGUCUGUGACUGCCGCCCUGCUGACCUUCUGGCUUUUCCAAACAUACCUACACGACCUGUCGUCCAACCCGCAAUCCAAGUCCUUCCAGACGUGUCGAAGGGUGUACAACAAGGUGCAGCACAUAGUCUUUGGCUUGCCAGACUCCGCGCGACAUGAAAAAAUCAAGGAAAACGUACUGCCCGUCACGGUGCUCGCGAGCUUCGUCCUGGCCAGCGUUGCGGUUCCUCUCGUCCCGCAUUGGGCGGGGCCGCUCGCCGUUGCACAGGCCAGGAAGCCUCAACCGUCCGAAGAUCUGAUAUCCAACUCUCAAGACAAUAAUCCCAAGGUGACGCGAUCGCAAACGGUUACCGCUGCUAGCAGCACGAGGACCAGGCGUAUAAAAGAUGGCGGGCGCAUGACGAGCGCGCCCGACCUAGUGAUUACGAAUCUGCCUCACCGGGCGACGGAACCAUCUCCCCCGCGGCAGGGGUCGUCGGGUUCGAGGACGCCGGUCGAGGCUAAGCGGUUGCCGUCACAUAUCGAGAUGAAGAACGCGGAUGCACGACUUAGUUCCUCGUCACUGCCCCUUCCCGAGCUGCGAUCGCCGAGGUUGGCCAUCACUCGACCUGCGACUCCGGUGUCGGCGGGACUUCCUCCACGGCCGAAUGACGCUCUCAACAGGAGACAUUCUCACCACUUCAAGAGUGGCGCGAGCGGUGUUGAACUGACACCACUGCAGAAGACAAGACUGUUGCGACAACACUAUUUUAGGUGCGAAACGCAAUUCCUGACCGCGCUCGAGGGGAUAUCCAACCGGUUGGUUAUCGUGCCGAAGCCCGCCCGUCUCAGUGCUCUCCGCGCGGAGCUGGCUCUCAUUGCCCAAGACCUUCCUGCUGAAGUCGAUGUCCCGGUCAUCUGCCCCCCGACGCUCGUUGAUGGCUCCCCAGCGAAGAGCAGGCACCACCGCAUCGUGCGCUUGAACCCGGCUGAAUCGACGGUUCUGAACAGUGCAGAGAAAGUACCGUAUCUUCUCAUGGUUGAGGUUCUGAGGGAUGACUUUUCGUUCGACCCGGAGACGCCGGACAAUAAGAGACUGCUGUCGACGCUCCUGACGGAACAAGGGACGAACCGACGAAUCUUUGACCUGUCAGACUCACCUCGCAUACCCAUCGUGCCUAGAACACCGGAGCCUGUCAUUGACAGCGUGUUUGAGCCCGUGUCGGGUGACCUGGGAAGCUCGCCAAUGCUGAAGCCUUUUGACGAGGAUGCUUCGCAAAAGUUCCAGGGCAAGCAGGUUCCUCCUGCGCCACAACGCCUCCCUAGCACCAGCAACACGACGAUGUCAAGCACGAUUUCGGACAACAUGACAACUCCGCGCAGCUCCGGUGCCUCAACUUCGAGAUCAAGUAGUCCCCCGGGUCCUGUUCGCAAGAUGACGUUGUCCGGUCGCGGUAAUCCUGCGGUUGAACAGCCCGACUUCUCCGCGCUCGCGACGCACAUGCGCACUGCUUCACAGAUGCUGGCCCAGCUUGAGGCUACGAGCGGCAAGCGGCCUAAGCAUGAAGUGCAGGCUAUCAGAGCGAAGAUUAUCGCAAGCAUGCAGAGUCUAGAGGAACAGAGCUUCGACAUGGAUGAACAAGGGCCAACGUUUGACACGAUCAUGGCCAAGGCUUCCACCGCGCAAGCUGCCGCUGCGGUGCAAGCGGCGGCCGAGCCUGAGGUAGAGAGCGAAUCACCCAUUGAGCCGGGGGUAAAUGCCGGUGCUGGACUCGCCAGAAUGGAAAACGACAUCAAGACCGGAGGUAUUCAGAACAAGGGCGACCGUGACGAUCCAAGCGCGGCUGUGUUCGGUGAAGCAUGGCAAGCGAAGAAGGAGCGUGUCCGCAAAACGUCGCCGUACGGGUGGAUGAAGAACUGGGAUCUGGUCAGCGUCAUUGUCAAGACGGGUGCCGACUUGCGCCAGGAAGCGUUCGCGUGUCAGCUCAUUGACGUUUGCCACAAGAUCUGGGUGGAUGCCAAGGUCAACGUUUGGGUGAAACUGAUGCGCAUUCUCGUCACGGGAGAGUCGUCGGGCUUGAUUGAGACGAUCACCAACGGUGUAUCGUUGCAUUCCAUCAAGCGAAGUUUGACAUUGUCGAUGGAGGCGGGACCGGGCCAGAAACGUCGCUUCGCGACUCUCAGGGACCACUUCCUCAAAGCCUUUGGUGCCGCAGACAGCGAACCGUUUAAAGCCGGUGUUGAUGCCUUCAAACGCUCAUUGGCCGCGUACAGUAUGAUUUCAUACAUCUUGCAACUGAAAGAUAGACACAACGGUAAUGUCUUGAUCGACAGCGAGGGACACAUUGUGCACAUCGAUUUCGGUUUCAUGUUGUCCAACUCGCCGGGGUCUGUUGGCUUUGAAGCGGCGCCUUUCAAGUUGACGCAAGAGUACAUCGAGGUGCUGGGUGGCAUCGGAUCUGAUGAUUAUGAGGACUACAAGAAGCUCUGCAAGCAGGCUUUCCAGGCUCUGCGGCGGUCUGCGGACAAUAUCAUCGAUCUGGUGGCCAUGAUGGGACGGGACUCAAAGAUGCCAUGUUACUCUGCCGGCGUAGCCCAAGCCACGCAUAACCUUCGCCAGCGGUUCCAGCUGCAGCUCAGUGCGGACGAGGCGGAGCAAUUCGUCGAGACUGACUUGAUCGGCAAGUCCCUCGGCAGCUACUACACGCGGCUCUACGAUACCUUCCAGUAUAGAACGCAGGGCAUCUACUAG
This is a messenger RNA of Colletotrichum karsti, 2973 nucleotides long. Its product is annotated as phosphatidylinositol 3. The record is from RefSeq and is a predicted model, not a curated record. Gene Ontology annotation, molecular function: 1-phosphatidylinositol 4-kinase activity. The transcript is spliced from 5 exons. Gene Ontology annotation, cellular component: membrane; cytoplasm. NCBI's taxonomy places the organism in Eukaryota, Fungi, Ascomycota, Sordariomycetes, Glomerellales, Glomerellaceae. The coding region runs from base 1 to 2973 and encodes 990 amino acids. Gene Ontology annotation, biological process: phosphatidylinositol phosphate biosynthetic process; phosphatidylinositol-mediated signaling.